UAAUAUUAAAUUAAUUUACAUCAUGGAGUAAGUAGGGACGUCAAGAUUCAAUUCAUUAUUUAAAUUCAAAAUGUCAUUAUAAGUAACAGCUUUGUUAUGAUAGAUUAUUUCAUAAUGAAUUUUAUAAUGAUAAUUUAUAUCUUAUUGAUAUUGUUCUUUCGCACUAAUACAUGAUAUAUUAUUACAUAACAUUAGUACAUAAUAUAUUAUAUUAAUAAUACAUAAUAAUAUUUAAUCCGGAAGCGCUCCGAACAUUGAUGACAUCGAUCAUGACGGAUUGGAUGACUUCGAAGAAUCAUGAACGAAAUACAAUGUUGAAUCUCGCGAGAUGUGGUAGAAGCCUGUCCAUUAAAUGUUACAUGGCUUCAACGUGUACAGUUUUGUUUUAUUUAUUUCUAAACCUCAUGAAGUUUUAUCGAAGUAUGCACGAACCUCAACGGAAUCUCGUGUAUCAUUCCUAUCCUUACAACAUUCAAAAAAGCCCAAAUUACGAAAUCACUUAUUUUAUUCAACUAUUCGGCGGUAUAUACACAGCCAUGAUCAUGAGUACUAUCGAUAGUUUCAUCUCAAUACUCUUGUUGCACAUAUGUGCGCAGUUGAUAAAUCUACGGAUGGCACUCAAAAAUCUAGUUGAUGAGCUAGCCAAAGAAUCUAUAUCCUCUUCGGAAUUUAAGAAAGGUCUAGCUGCGAUCGUUGUACGCCACGAACAUCUUAUCAGGUACGCAAAGAAAUAUUGGAUUUUAUUUAACACUAUAAAAUAUUUUUAAACG
This is a messenger RNA of Pogonomyrmex barbatus (red harvester ant), 770 nucleotides long. RefSeq names its product odorant receptor 4-like. Gene Ontology annotation, molecular function: olfactory receptor activity; odorant binding. Gene Ontology annotation, biological process: detection of chemical stimulus involved in sensory perception of smell; sensory perception of smell. The record is from RefSeq and is a predicted model, not a curated record. Gene Ontology annotation, cellular component: plasma membrane. Lineage: Eukaryota; Metazoa; Arthropoda; Insecta; Hymenoptera; Formicidae.